GACAAUCAGUGGAAGUCUCAUACAUGUCCAUCUUCUGUUUCUGUGUGUUUUCAGGAUCCUUUGUGUCUUUAUUUGAAGUGGGACAUCUGAUCACAUCUGGGAACUUCAGCAAGGUCUAUGAGGGAACACACGCAUUCAGUGACAAAGUGAAGGUUGCUCUGAAGUGUAUCCCCAAGCGCAGAGUGGACCGCUAUCUUGACAUUUCUGGACACUCAAAACCUGUCCUUGCUGAAGUGGCUCUGAUGAUGCGGGUGGGAGAAGCUCCCUCCUGCCCCAACAUCUUGGAGCUACACCAGUGGCUGGAGGAUGAGAGCAGCUUCACUCUCAUUUUGGAGUACCCAGAACCCUGCAGGACCUUGGAGGAUUACAUCUUGUUCUCCGGCCCCAUCAGUGAAGCACAAGCACGCUUGUUUAUGCUUCAGGUGCUGCAAGCAGUCAAACACUGCCAUGAGCGUGGAGUUUAUCAUGGUGAUAUACGCUCGAGGAACGUCCUGGUGACUCUCCACAGUCUGGAGCUCAAGCUCUUCGACUUCCGCUGCGCCCGUCUGAUCAGCAGCAAGGGCUUUGAAAGCAGCCAAUACCAUGGAUCAGAAGCAUACACCCCUCCUGAAGUCCUAGGCCAGUCCACAUUCCACGCUGCAGCAGCAGAUGUCUGGGCGCUGGCUGUUCUGCUCUUCGAGAUCAUACACAGAUAUUUGCCCUUCGAAAGCUUUGAUGCCAUUCAGCAUGGCUACGUCAGGAUGGAUCCCACCUUAUCCACAGCAUGCCAUGAUCUGAUCUUCCACUGCUUGAGCCGUAAUCCAGCUCACCGGCUGACGCUCCAGCAGCUGGAAGAGCACCGCUGGAUGAAAGCCUAGACUGGAAGAAGGCAGGGACCUGAUGUGCAUCAGACGGAGCAGAGCUGAGGAGUCUCAGGAAAUGCAGCGAGACUCUGGAGCUCCAAUAUGAUUCAUCAGAUAUCAAUCAGCUGCUCGAAACACAAAGAACCGCAAGACACUUCAGAACGCUGCCUUCUUCCAGCAUGCUAUUUUUAAUAAUAUCUCAGUACUUAAAUGCAAUUGAAGUGAUGAAUGAGUCUUUCUUAUUGCAUUACACUCAUAUUCUCUUUACUGUGAUUAGAAGAAUAUUUCAUAAUACAUUUCAUACAAUAAAGUGCAUCCAUUUGCACAGACACGAGACAAGUAGCACAACAGAAGUCCAAAACACUUGAUUGUCACGUGAUUCGCGUUAGGUGUUGAACGACUACUGAUUUUUUUAAAGUCGACUUUUAUGUGACAAAAGUCGAGUCGAAGUCGACUAGUCACUGAUGAUGUCAUUAAUGAACAAAUAAGUCUAGAGCUGAGACUCAAACCCCUUGUGCACAGCUAUGGCAUAUGUCACAGUGCAGAUAUAGUAGCACAAUAAAGAUUACGUUUAUAUGAAUGCAUUAGCGAGAGCUAUUUCUCUAGUAGUAGUGAGGGAUUUAGUUAAGAAAUAUAUGCUUGAACUUUUCAUUUUCUAAGAUAAUUUAUUGAAAAAUCACAGAACAGCGUUGACAG
Carassius carassius (crucian carp) is the source of this 1538-nucleotide messenger RNA. Its product is annotated as serine/threonine-protein kinase pim-3-like. Gene Ontology annotation, molecular function: protein serine/threonine kinase activity; ATP binding. Gene Ontology annotation, cellular component: cytoplasm. The coding region runs from base 24 to 857 and encodes 277 amino acids. Gene Ontology annotation, biological process: negative regulation of apoptotic process; regulation of mitotic cell cycle; protein autophosphorylation. The record is from RefSeq and is a predicted model, not a curated record. Lineage: Eukaryota; Metazoa; Chordata; Actinopteri; Cypriniformes; Cyprinidae. The transcript has 4 exons.